Messenger RNA from Melampsora larici-populina 98AG31, 1873 nucleotides. RefSeq lists its product as uncharacterized. The record is from RefSeq and is a predicted model, not a curated record. NCBI's taxonomy places the organism in Eukaryota, Fungi, Basidiomycota, Pucciniomycetes, Pucciniales, Melampsoraceae. The coding region runs from base 1 to 1548 and encodes 515 amino acids. The transcript has 11 exons.
AUGGACCCAACUAAUUCUGGAAAAACUGGUUUAGAUCAAUCUAAUCCUCAAUUAAAAGAUCCUUGUGCUCAUCUUGAAUUAACACCUCAAACUUGGGUCGAUUUACAAAUCGAUCAAUAUCUUUCGAAUUAUCCUAAUGCUGAUAAACUCACUAUUCAGGAAUUUGCGGCUGAAUUAAACGUACCUAAUUUCUUUUGUGGAAUAGGAAUGGAUUGUUUAGCUGGACAAUUAUGUCAACCAGCUGUAGGUGUGAAUUGGAUAAUUCUUUAUGCUAUACAAGAAUGGAAUAAUUAUAUGAACUCUUUGUAUCGAGCUAUUGAAACGGCUGUGACUUUGAUGAGAGAAGCGUCUGCAGCUAUUGUUUCCGACUUUGUUCCUCGAGUAGAGAUUGACAAGUCAUUAUAUGGAUGGGCAGUCGGAACGGUGAUAUGUGGUGUCCUUGCCACUUUCUCUGGACUAGCCGUUCCCGCCUUCAUGCCUCUAGACGCAAUGGCCAUGGUCAAAGAAGCCACAGCCUACGGUGUAGGUGCAGCUACAGUCGGUAGUGGAGCGAUAGGCGCAUCUACGGCUACUCUAGAUGCUAAAUCGGCUAAAGCUUAUGAUGAUGCAAAGGCACUUCUUGAUUCAAACAAAGGUGCUGAACUAGCUGAAGCUGAAAGAGCUAAUGAUAUGAAGAUCGCUAUUGAUUUUCUUACAUCUGGUGGUCAUCCUAAGACUGAAGAACAUCCAAAGGAUUGGGUUAAUGCUGAAAAGAUUAGGAAAGAAGCUCAGGUAUUAUUUGGAAUGCCAAGAACUACCCCUCCUCCAGCUGGUCCUUCAACUUCGGGAGCCAGUUCUUCGUCUGCGGCUUUGAGGAAACGGACUUUACAACCUAGACAUCUACAAAAACGAGGACCUCCAACUGCAUUUGCAUACACUCAAUGGGCAUACCUCGAUAGUCAUCUAACAUCUUUACAAAACCGCAUGCAAGGAAUCGUUUCAUUAACCACUAGAGCAGGAGCCAUGGCACCAAUCUUAUCAGAUGGAGGGAUGGCUUCGAUCUUAGCAGAAGGAGCAUUCUUAUCUCCCAAUCCAUCGGAAGCAUACUUGGCUAAACCUUCCAAAGAACUUAUUCAACUUUCAGCUUUAUCUGAGUUCUUUAAAGCUAUUAAUAUCUUUGUGACUAUUGGAAGUGACGAAUGUAAAUUCAAAGGUCCUAAUGGAGCUUGGGACAGCCCAGGAAACUUAUCAUUUUGUACACCAGAAGGAUUAAUGAUGAACUUGAUUCAAGCUCAAGGAGAUAAAGCGAUCAACGAGAUCCCAAAUGCAGAUCUAAUCAAAUCAAAGUACGGAUACACGGUUGAAUUUUUAGCUAAAUCAGCAUGGGAAUGUCAAAAGAAAUAUGGAAUUUAUACUUUAGGAAAAGCUCCUCCUCCUGUAAGUAUUAAAUCAGAUUGUGUAUUUUCUAUUGCAGUAUGUGAUUGUACUUUACCCGAGGUAGCACAUUUACGUAAGAAAAAGGUCAAGACAGUUAAAGCUUGUAGAAAAGCAGCCAAUUUACCUAUCUAGUCUAAAAGUCUACAUUAUGGACAAAUCCUUAUACACAACACUCACUCACCUACUCACAACCUUCAUUCUCACACUCAUUUGCGAUCUCUCUCCUUGUCACAUGAGUUUCCUUACAUUCUUUACGUAGCUUGAUUUUUUUCAAAGAAAAUUUUCAUACUUAGAAUUUCAUAUUUAAGAAGAUUUUGUUGAUAAAGUUGGAUAUUUGUGACUUGACCUAAUGAGUUGGAUUGAAGAUGAUGAAUUGAUUCAAGGUUUAUAACUUCAUCAGAUGGCCAGUUGGAUCAAGUGGUGCUUCAUGAAUUUGAUUGAACUUCUUAUCAUUUCU